AUGGCAGAAGUAGCAGCAGGUGUCAUUGCAGUCGAGCAAGUCGUCUCAACCGGCCUUGAAGUCGGCGCCGCAGCGACCGUAGCUCGUCCCACGCAGCCGCUCACUGCAGUCUUGAGCCAAAUCGCUACAACCCCGAAGGAGGAUAACUCAUCUCAUCACAGUGUCGGUGUCAUCGAUGGAAAAGCGUACAUCUUUGGCGGCAAGAAAGAUGAUGGUAAACUGUGCAACAACGACAUCCACGCUGUAUCCAUCGGCGAUCAUCAAGGCGAAGGCGAAUACGCAUGCUAUCCAGCCCCCAAAUCCGCAAGAUGGUCUUCUAUAACCGCCGCUGGAAAAGCGCCCCAAUCGCGCUACGGACAUCAGAUCUUCUAUGAUGCCAAGAAGGAUAAUCUUGUUCUUCAUGGAGGGUAUGAGAAUGGGCAGCGGACUAAGACAACGUGGUUGUUUGACUUCACGACGCGUCUUUGGCAUCCUUUACCUGAUGCGCCUGCAGAGCCUUUAGCGGCGCAGUUUGUCGAAGGGACGCUGUACGCUAUUAGUGCGGAGUCGGAUGUCCAUGGGUCGGUGCACUAUGUCAAGACUGGUACGAUUCAGGAUGAAUCUCUCGACGCGCUUCCAGAGUGGACAACCGUUGACUUCCCUUCCAACCCUCUCGUCCCUGGACCACGCCCUCGCGUUGGCAGCGCUUUAAUCCCCGUAACUACUGGCCACGGGCGUCGCUACUUGCUCUACCUCCUCGGCAGCCGCCAAGACGCAUCGAUCUCUAGUGAUAAAGCCUACACCGAGGAACACCCGUUCUACUCCGACAUGUGGACCCUUCAACUCCCGUCUGAUGAUUACAGUGCUACACGGGUCAAGGAUGCUAUUCGCGAAACGAUCCCGGGUGUUCAGUCGGGAGCGUUUAGUUGGCAUGAACUUGAGAUCGCGCCGGCUGAGAUGACGCAGGAGGCGGGCAAGGUGCACCCGGGACCGAGGGGGUUCUUUGGGGCUGAUGGGUGCUUGGAUGGGAAGGGGGUUUUGAUGUGGGGAGGUAUUAAUGCGAAGGGAGAGACUGAGGCUGAUGGAUGGUUGUUGAAGAUUUCUUAG
This is a messenger RNA of Fusarium fujikuroi IMI 58289, 1086 nucleotides long. RefSeq lists its product as uncharacterized. The transcript is spliced from 3 exons. The record is from RefSeq and is a predicted model, not a curated record. Gene Ontology annotation, molecular function: protein binding. Bases 1 to 1086 code for a protein of 361 amino acids. NCBI's taxonomy places the organism in Eukaryota, Fungi, Ascomycota, Sordariomycetes, Hypocreales, Nectriaceae.